Clarias gariepinus (North African catfish) is the source of this 885-nucleotide messenger RNA. Its product is annotated as lysophosphatidic acid receptor 4-like. NCBI's taxonomy places the organism in Eukaryota, Metazoa, Chordata, Actinopteri, Siluriformes, Clariidae. The coding region runs from base 1 to 885 and encodes 294 amino acids. Gene Ontology annotation, biological process: positive regulation of Rho protein signal transduction; phospholipase C-activating G protein-coupled receptor signaling pathway. Gene Ontology annotation, molecular function: G protein-coupled receptor activity. The record is from RefSeq and is a predicted model, not a curated record. The transcript has a single exon. Gene Ontology annotation, cellular component: membrane.
AUGGGUUUUGCAAGUAAAAAAUCAUCUUCAUCAUCACCAUCAUCAAACAGCACUCAGGUUACAGACUGGGAUUUCUACAACUGGUGCAUAGAUUUCGAGACUGCCAUACAAACCUUCUCAGCAAUAUCUGUGUUCUGUUUCCUCUUGGGAUUACCAGCCUGUCUGUGGGUCCUACACGAGCUAUUCCAGAGGAAAAAACAAAGAUCCACCAGUGACAUCUUCAUGCUCUGCCUGACUGUUAUCGAUCUAGCAUUCACAAUUCAGAUGCCCAUAAGUGUAUGUAAUUUAAUACAAUGGCAUAUUGUCGAGCUACAAUAUAUACUUGUUUUUAUUUAUAGCUUUUGCCUCAUUGGUAGACCUCUCUUUAUGGCUUGCAUUUGUUUGGAUUGUUACAUCGCAGUGGUUCACCCUAUAGUCUACAAAAUUAGUAAAAUGCUUACUAUAGUUAAGAAGGCCUUAACGUUAACAACCUGUUUUCUUAUGGCAACUGGUGGACUGCUUAUGUGCAUUGUUACAAGGUUGAUUACAACGCCAUUCUUGGCUAUUCCUUUGGUUGUGGCACUACCAGUUAUUACCUUCUGUGACAUUUCCAUAUUACUAGCCUUAAGAAAACCAGAUCCAACAGGAAACAACAACAUCCACCCACAGAAGAAACAAGCACUUCACACCAUCUUUAACAGCUUCAUCAUGACAUGUGUGGUUUAUUUGCCACCAACAAUCAUUUUUUCAUUCGGAAGUCUUUUUUCACUAACAAAUAUUGAACACUUUUGUUUUUUAUCUACAUGUGGGCUUUGUUUUAGCACAGUCGGUUGUGUUAUUAUGCCUGUUUUAUAUCUUUUUAAUGUUGGAAAGCUGGACACCUUUAGAAACUGGUUUAACAGAUAA